UCUAGAAAUUUCAGCUCAAUCCGAGCAUAUUUAAGGGUGAACUUCAGCCCGCGAGCACACCUGUUCUUCCACCUCCUAUUCUGGUUGUGUGGUUGAAGACAACCUCUUAUUUUAUCUAUGACUAUUUAGCAACCCCUUUUCAACUUAAUUUUGUUCUAUUUCCCCUUCUAUUUUAAUACCAGAAAACUCCUUUCUUUUCAAAUUCUAUUUACACUUUGUUCCUUCACUUGCUUAAUUUACUCUUAUGGCACUACACUGCUCAAGAAAUUACAGAAUUGCUAUUGGCUUUAAUUUUUUAGCCAUUUAUCAUUUGGGCGGGCCGAUAGUGUCCAAUAAUCAGAGUUAUUGAACCCUAGGUUGCAUCAAAAUCAAGUUAACCUGUGGUCCCCUCCCCCUUUUCAUAUUUUAUGCGUAAAACUAUUUUCCUUUUAUUCUUACAGACUUUUCCAUAUCGGUUAAACAAAUACUAAAAUAUCAACCAUCUCCCUGCGUGUUUUCUUUCCUUAUUUACUCCAUGAUGUGCCCUUUGUCAUCUAUGAAGCUUUGAUGUUAGACAACUAAGCUUUAUUUUGAUCAAAUCCAUUACUGGCUGCAGUAAUGCCAAGCCCUCUCUUCUGAAGAUUAACGACUAAAAUUCCACUACAGAUUUUGAUCUAACUGUUGGUCCAGAUUCCAGUUGUUUAAGCAUCCAUUUUCCAUAAAGGAGCACGCAUUUUGGGUACUCCUGUAGGAAAAUGCUGGAUUGUCGUCUUCAUUUUCCUCUCUAGAAGAUCUUAUUAACAUUUGUGUCCAUGCUAAUUCUCUUGUUAAUUAAUCUCUUUAGUUGUAUUAUGGUUAUAUUUUGAUGAUAACUAUUAGACUUUGAUUAUUGUGCGGUAGCUGAUCAUGCAGAUUGCUGUACUAGAAGAGGAACAGAAGAAAGAAUCCACAGAAAAAGCUGAAGAAGAAGCUAAACCAAGUGAUACUGAUCCAUCUGCUGGGGUAGAGUCCAAGAGUGAUGGUUCCGAUGGAAAACCUGACAUUAAUGAUGUGCCAAUGGAAGGAGCUCAGGUGUCAGACAAGGAUCAAUCAGCUCCACAAGAAUUGAGUGAAACUAGUUUGGAUUUGAGUUUGGGCUUGAAACCCGGUGAUAGUGAUCAUGAUGCCAAUCCAAAAACAGAAGAUCAAAGUAAAGACGACCAACCAGAGGGUGUGAACUGAGCUGCUGUCGGAACAUAAGAUUAAUCCCAAUUAAAAAAAAAAAAAAAUCCAUAAGCUAUGGGAAACAGCUUAGAAAGUGUCUGAUCCAUCUCUUCUGGAGCCUUGUUCUGGGCUCUCUCUUCUCCCAUGUUUUAUCUCUGCAGGAUUUCUCUUUUCCCUCAUUUUAUCUAUAGGGGAAGUGCUUGUGGAGGAAAAAUUAUUUGUGCCUUGCCUGUGUCUCUUUGCCGCCCUUAUUGCACAAUUUAUGAAUUUAUUCAUUGAAGAUGAAUUUCUUCAUGGUC
Molecule: messenger RNA, 1481 nt
Organism: Macadamia integrifolia
Lineage: Eukaryota; Viridiplantae; Streptophyta; Magnoliopsida; Proteales; Proteaceae
Exons: 2
Coding region: 886-1200 (104 amino acids)
Source: RefSeq, a predicted model, not a curated record